Chenopodium quinoa (quinoa) is the source of this 330-nucleotide messenger RNA. RefSeq lists its product as uncharacterized. Bases 1 to 330 code for a protein of 109 amino acids. The record is from RefSeq and is a predicted model, not a curated record. Gene Ontology annotation, molecular function: zinc ion binding. The transcript is spliced from 2 exons. Lineage: Eukaryota; Viridiplantae; Streptophyta; Magnoliopsida; Caryophyllales; Amaranthaceae.
AUGGCAAGGCUGACCUCAUGGACUAGGGAGAACCCUGGAAGAAAGUUUUUGGCCUGCAAGUUUUAUGAUCCUAACACAGAAACAAGGGGUUGCAAGUGCUUUGAGUGGGUGGAUGAAGAUGGGAGUGAUUGGCAAAAAGAAGUGAUUAAUCAACUAAUCUUGGAUAAAAAACUGAUGAAGGUGAAGUGCAAAGCUUUGAAUGCUGACAGGAAGAAGUACUCAGGGGAAGGGCAACAGAACAGUGCUGGGUGUGGGACUAUUGUUGUGGGUGUUGUGUUAUGUUUUCUGUUGAUGUUUGUAGGUGCUUUAGUGAUGCUUAAAAAAGUGUAG